AUGGGUUAUCAAUGUGACAUGACCAAUCAAAAAGCAAAUGGGAUCCCAGACUGUAUCAGGUUUCUUUCAAAGGGAGAGGUGAAGAACGAGAAUCAGAGCAGUGCCCAAGAAUUUAUUCUUCAGGGUUUCUCCACUGUCCAUCAGGAGCUGCAAGUCCUGCUCUUCCUCAUCUUCAUCAUCAUCUAUGUGCUGACGCUGGCAGAGAACAUGGUCAUCAUUGUAACAGUACGAAUGAGCAUUCACCUCCAGACCCCCAUGUACUUCUUUCUGAGCAAUCUCUCCUUUCUGGAGAUGUGGUACAUUACAGUCACCAUGCCCAAGAUGCUCCUCAGCUUGCUGACAAGCAGCCAAAACAUCUCAUUUGUGGGAUGCAUGACUCAACUCUAUUUCUUCAUUGCACUGGCCUGCACCGAGUGUGUCCUCCUAGCUGUCAUGGCCUAUGACCGCUAUGUUGCCAUCUGUAGCCCCUUGCGCUAUCCAGCCAUCAUGACUCAUGAGCUUUGCUUCCGCUUGGUGGCUGGGUCUUGGAUGGGAGGCUUCACCAGCUCUAUGCUCAAGGUCACCUUCAUCUCCCGCCUUACCUUUUGUGGCUCAGUCAUCAACCACUUCUUCUGUGACAUCUCACCACUGCUGAACCUGGCCUGCACGGACAUGUCAUUGGCAGAACUGGUGGACUUUAUACUUGCCUUGAUAAUGAUCCUCAUGCCACUGCUUGUGGUAGUGGCCUCCUACUUGUGCAUAGCAGCUGCAGUAGCACAGAUCCCCACUGCUCAGGGGAGGCGGAAAGCCUUCUCCACUUGUGCCUCCCACCUUGCUGUGGUAGUCAUCUUCUAUUCUACCACUCUUUUCACCUAUGCCCGGCCCAGGGCCAUGCUUGCUUUUGACUCCAACAAACUAGUGUCUGUACUCUACACAAUUGUAGUGCCUUUAUUCAACCCCAUAAUUUACUGCCUAAGAAACAAAGAUGUCGAAGAUGCCCUAAAGAAAAUGAUAGCAGGCAGAUAA
Molecule: messenger RNA, 1005 nt
Organism: Alligator mississippiensis (American alligator)
Lineage: Eukaryota; Metazoa; Chordata; Crocodylia; Alligatoridae
Product: olfactory receptor 6P1
Exons: 2
Coding region: 1-1005 (334 amino acids)
Biological process (GO): G protein-coupled receptor signaling pathway
Cellular component (GO): membrane
Molecular function (GO): G protein-coupled receptor activity; olfactory receptor activity
Source: RefSeq, a predicted model, not a curated record